Messenger RNA from Durotheca rogersii, 1794 nucleotides. Its product is annotated as DNA topoisomerase IV, alpha subunit. Gene Ontology annotation, biological process: meiotic DNA double-strand break formation; reciprocal meiotic recombination; meiotic DNA double-strand break processing. Bases 326 to 1501 code for a protein of 391 amino acids. Lineage: Eukaryota; Fungi; Ascomycota; Sordariomycetes; Xylariales; Xylariaceae. Gene Ontology annotation, molecular function: DNA binding; ATP binding; DNA topoisomerase type II (double strand cut, ATP-hydrolyzing) activity. Gene Ontology annotation, cellular component: nuclear chromosome. The transcript is spliced from 7 exons. The record is from RefSeq and is a predicted model, not a curated record.
GUUAGGUAGCAGGUUACAGGGCGUCUGGCGUUGGGUCGGGGGCUCUGGCGGCAGAGGUUAGUCCGCUAAGGCCGCACAGUCGAUGCCUACGUACGGAUACCUCGCUAUCUAGGGCAGCCUACGGCGGCCCACGGGCCACACCUAACACCUCUAGGACACGUGCGUGUCAACGCGUGUCUAACAACGCGCCUCAUCCCACAUCCAUCCUAUACCACGUCACGCAGAGGGACAGCUAGCCCCGCGCGUCAUCCCCAGCCGUUCGCAAGCGGGUCUCGCAUUUCAUCCUGCAUGAACCCCCCGCCGAUGACCCAUCUUGAGAGGCACCAUGGAGCGCCCGGUCGACUCGCCUGUCUCAUCCCCCAACUCCGAGUCGCCGCCUCCAGAGGGGAUGGGAGUCUCCGUCGGAGGCGCCGCGCGGAGCAGCCAGACUGGGACCGUCGUAUCCAGGAUUGAGGACAUCCUCGAGCAUAUUGUCGACGCCCUCAGCGAGAACCGGGUACUCGCCAUUCCUCUGCGCAGUCGCCGGACUCGCCGCGAGAAGACGAUUCGAUUCCCGGCGAAUACAGAGGCCGAGGUGAAGCGAUUUACUUGCGCGCUCCAGGUCCUCCAUGCAUGCCACGAAGCGCUCACCUCCGGUCGCAUCGUCACGAAGAGGAAUAUUUACUAUCAGAACCCAGAUCUCUUUGGCAGCCAGCGAUACGUGGAUAACCUUAUCGAUGAUAUCGCCUUCACGUUCGGUGUUGGGAGGGAUGCGCUUAACGUCGUUGCCGCCUCCAAAGGUCUUAUCGCAGGCAGGAUUUCUUUGGUCCUGACAGACGGGUCCACCCUCGACGGCAGCUGUGACGGCGGUAAUGGAAUUCUAAUUCCUCACAUUGGCACCAUCCGUGAGAUCACCAUGUCUCAAGCAAAAUGGAUCAUAAUAGUCGAGAAAGAGGCUACAUUCCGAGAAUUAGCCGCAUCUCAGUAUUUUGACACGUCGGUCGCGGGACGAGGGGUCAUCGUAACGGCCAAAGGGUUUCCCGACCUGCUCACACGGCAAUUUUUAAGUCUCCUGCAUUCUUACUUUCCGCAGAUUCCCUUUUACGCGCUUGUAGACUUCGACCCCAGUGGUAUCGGUAUCCUUCUCACCUACAAGUUGGGGAGUCGAUCCCUAGGCCACGAGGAUGACGUGGUAGUCCCGCGACUCUCGUGGCUCGGUCCUAACAGCAACGACUUGAAGCAUGGUCAAAUUCAUUCCGCCUCCAACCCUUCGUCCCCCGUCUCGGGUUUUCCACCAAAACCAUUCCAACUUUCUACUGCUCUGACGCUUUCAGAUCGACGGCAAGCACUUUGUCUCUUGGCCAAGUUCGACGACCGAAAUACAGAGGAGAUGGAUUUGACCCACGAAAUACAGUUGAUGCUCGUGCUAAAUCUAAAGGCGGAAAUCCAAGCGGUAGACGACGCCGGAGAUAUGGGCGCCUGGUUAGAUGACCGACUAUUAAGCCAUCUUGGCGCGGGGUGAGUUACCUAGCAAAGGAAGCUCAGGGCUAGUCACAGGUACCUACUUGGCCAUUUCGAUCGGCUUCCUCGGUGUAGAAGCCUAAGAUAGGGGCUAGAAUAUUGACGAGGAGCCCGAGUUUUAAUUGCACAUGAGUCGCCUGGACGUAUUGGCGACGGGCAGGUCGCAUUCCCCGUUCAACGUUGGCGACGCGGUGACCAGCGUAGGGGAUAACUAUGCUGCGUGCGUCACGUGAUUCACACCCAACACCCAAGAUUCAGUAAUUCAAUAACACAGUAGAAAUCAAAAGUUUUCAC